Molecule: messenger RNA, 3738 nt
Organism: Nestor notabilis (Kea)
Lineage: Eukaryota; Metazoa; Chordata; Aves; Psittaciformes; Psittacidae
Product: protocadherin-11 X-linked-like
Biological process (GO): homophilic cell-cell adhesion
Cellular component (GO): plasma membrane
Molecular function (GO): calcium ion binding
Source: RefSeq, a predicted model, not a curated record
AGCUGCUCUUGGUGUUCUACACGAAUACUCAUUAGUCAUUCUGGAGAUGGACUUGCUGUCUGGAACCUACCUCUUGGCAGUCUUAUUAGCCUGUAUUGUAUUGCAAUCUGGCGCACAGGAGAAGAAUUAUACCGUGCGGGAAGAACUGCCUGAAAAUGUCCUCAUUGGCAAUUUGCUCAAGGAUCUUAACCUAACGCUGGACCCAGAUGUGCCCCUGUCCUCACCACUGCAGUUCAAGCUUGUGUAUAAGACUGGGGAUGUACCAUUGGUACGGGUGGAGGAGAACACCGGUGAGAUUUUCACAGCUGCGAACCGCAUAGACCGAGAGAAGCUGUGCUCUGGCAUCUUUAGUGAGAAUCGCUGCUUUUAUGAGGUGGAGGUUGCUGUUUUGCCUGAUGAAGUCUUCAGACUGGUCAAGAUCAGAUUCCUAAUAGAGGAUAUAAAUGACAAUGCCCCUCUCUUUCACGCUACAAAUUAAGACACUAUUAACAUCUCUAUCCCUGAAAACACAGCAAUUAAUUCUCGCUAUUCUGUCCCAUCUGCCAUCGAUCCUGACAUUGGUGUGAAUGGUAUUCAACAUUAUGAAUUACUUAAGGGUCAAAAUGUGUUUGGUCUUGAUAUAACUGAGACACCUGAGGGAGAUAAGUGGCCUCAACUGAUUGUCCAACAGAUCCUCGAUAGGGAACAGAAGGAUACCUAUGUGAUGAAAAUCAAAGUUGAAGAUGGUGGAAGCCCUCCAAGAUCUAGCACUGCCAUCCUGCAAGUCACAGUGACUGAUGUGAAUGAUAAUCGCCCAGUCUUCAAAGAGAAUGACAUUGAAGUCAGUGUUCCAGAAAACGCUCCAGUGGGCACCUCUGUUUCUCAGCUUCAUGCCACUGAUGCAGACCUGGGCUCAAAUGCACAAAUCCACUUCUAUUUCAGCAAUCAGAUCUCCAGUUUGGCCAAAAGGCUGUUUGCCAUUGAUAACACCACUGGUCUCAUCACUAUAAGAGAACCGCUAGAUAGGGAGGAAUCUCCUGUACACAAAUUAACUGUUUUGGCAAGUGAUGGGAGUUCAACUCCGUCAAGAGCAACAGUGACUGUUAAUGUUACAGAUAUUAAUGACAAUGUCCCGUCAAUAGACACGAGAUACAUCAUCAAUCCAGUGAAUGGGACAGUGCUUUUGUCUGAGAAGGCUCCCCUUAAUACAAAAAUUGCAUUGAUAACAGUAAUGGACAAGGAUGCUGAUAUGAAUGGUAAAGUUACUUGUUUUACAGAUCAUGAUGUCCCUUUUAGGCUAAAGCCUGUGUUUGAUAAUCAGUUUCUUCUGGAGACAGCUACAUUUCUAGAUUAUGAAGCCACACGGGAAUAUGCCAUUAAAAUAGUGGCUUCAGAUUCAGGGAAACCUCCCUUAAACCAGUCUGCAAUGCUCCUGAUCAAAAUUAAAGAUGAAAAUGACAAUGCCCCUGUUUUUACACAGCCUAUCAUAGGUCUUUCCAUCCCUGAAAACAAUGCUCCGGGUACUCAGCUAACCAAGAUAAGUGCUACAGAUGCUGACAGUGGGCGCAAUGCUGAGAUCAGCUAUAUCCUGGGUUCUGAUGCACCUCCUAUUUUCAACCUUGACCGCCGUACAGGUAUUCUGACAGCAGUGAGAAAGCUGGAUAGAGAAAAGCAAGACAGGUACUCCUUCACUGUGCUGGCUAAGGAUAAUGGGAUACCACCCUUGCAGACCAAUGCUACUGUGACAGUGUCUGUCCUGGACCAGAAUGAUAACAGCCCUGCUUUCACACACAAUGAAUACAAUUUCUAUGUGCCGGAAAAUUUACCCAUGUAUGGCACAGUGGGGCUUAUCACAGUUACAGAUGCUGACUCAGGAGAGAAUGCUGCAGUUACUCUCUCUAUAUUAAAUGGUAGAGAUAAUUUCAUUAUAGAUCCACUUACUGGUGUAAUAAGACCUAAUAUUACCUUUGAUAGGGAACAGCAGGGGUCAUAUACUUUCCAGGUGAAAGCCGUGGAUGGAGGAAGAGUGCAACGUUCCUCAACUGCCAAAGUGACCAUCAACGUUGUUGAUGUAAAUGACAACAGGCCUGUUUUUGUUAUUCCUUCAUCUAAUUAUUCAUAUGAGUUGGUUCCAACGUCAGCCAGUCCAGGGUCUGUAGUUACUAAAGUCUUUGCAGUAGAUAAUGACACAGGAAUGAAUGCAGAGCUCCGCUAUAGCAUCAUAGGUGGGAACUCACGGGGCUUGUUCACAAUUGACCAAUUAACAGGCAAUAUAACUUUGAAAGAGAAAAUAAUUACAUCAGAUCAUGGCUUGCACAGACUGGUGAUAAAAGUCAACGACCUAGGACAGCCUGAGUCUCUUUACACUAUAGCUCUAGUGCAUUUAUUUGUCAAUGAGACAGUCACCAACAGUUCCUAUGUACAAGAGCUAGUGCGCAGGAAUAUGGAAACUCCAGUUGGCCAGAAUGUUGGGGAUGGGGAGAUAACCCCACAAACCAAUGAUUAUGUCAAGAUCAUCAUUGCUAUUAUUGCAGGCACUAUGACAGUUAUUCUCGUAAUUUUUGUUACUGCUUUAGUACGGUGCCGCCAGACACCUCGGCACAAGGUUGUCCAAAAAAACAAGCAGAGUGGUGAAUGGGUUUCCCCAAACCAAGAGAAUAGGCAGAUAAAGAAAAAGAAGAAGAAGAAGAAGCGCUCUCCAAAAAGUCUCCUCCUCAACUUUGUGACUAUUGAAGAAUCUAAGCCUGAUGAUCCUGGCCACGAGCACAUAAAUGGCACUUUAGACAUUCCUGUAGAGCUAGAAGAACAGACUAUGGGAAAGUAUAACUGGGCCACCACACCAACCACGUUUAAGCCUGAUAGCCCAGAUUUAGCAAAGCACUACAAGUCUGCUUCUCCACAGCCUACCUUUCAAAUUAAACCUGAGACUCCUGUGCCCCCCAAGAAGCACCAUGUCAUUCAGGAACUGCCUCUAGAUAACACCUUUGUGGUGGGCUGUGACUCACUUUCCAAGUGUUCAUCAAGCAGCUCGGACCCUUACAGUGUUUCUGAAUGCAGCUGUCAAGGAGGCUUCAAGACCCCAGGACCCAUACACACCAGACAGCUCUGAACGCCAUCGCAUCCGAUGUUAUAUACUGAAGUCGUACGUGUACACAAUGAUGUUAAGCCAGCAAACAUGAAAACAAGGAAAUAGCACGAGAAAGCCCUUUGUCCUGUCUCUGAUUGCCGAAGAAAUUUAUCGUCUGAUCUCCAGAGGGGUUUGGAAGUGACGAUGAACUGUUCAAGCUGCCCUACUGAAAGGUAUCAAGGGCAAGAAUUUUUUAAAAAGCAAAGACAGAUUUUAGUACGUUGUGCUAUAGUGUUCUAUAAUGUAGUUUUGCUAAGAAAAAAGUAAUGUGACCCAUCCUUCUGCACAGUUGGUGAUUAUGGUAAAUCUAUUUUGCUUGUAAUCAUCUUCUUGUCCCAGAUUUCUUUUUUCUUUAUUUAUUUUAGUUGAAACAAUUAGGAACUUUGUUUCUAUAAAUAUAUUAAAAGGGAGCAAUAAAUUUUAUUCUUACAUUAAAAAGAGAAUGUAAAGUUCUUUAUACUCCCUGCAUUUAAAAUAAAAACAAAUGAAUUGUUGUCACUUAUAGCACCAUUAUCCAUGUUAAGAAUUAAGUGUUAUUUAUAUCUAUACCAUAAGAUUUUUAAUGAUGAUAUUGCUGCUAUGGAUCAUAAAUAGAAUUGAUCAAAUCACUGCUUUCUCAUUUUAUAGGCACA